Molecule: messenger RNA, 588 nt
Organism: Puntigrus tetrazona (Sumatra barb)
Lineage: Eukaryota; Metazoa; Chordata; Actinopteri; Cypriniformes; Cyprinidae
Product: general transcription factor II-I repeat domain-containing protein 2-like
Source: RefSeq, a predicted model, not a curated record
AUGGCAUUUUCAAAAAAAAGAAAAGAGGACGUGGAGUGCCAAGUUUUCCAGGAAAAAUGGACUGAGAAUUAUUUAUUCACAGAAGUGAAUGCAAAACCAGUGUGCUUGGUAUGUUAUCAGCAAGUUGCGGUGUUCAAAGAGUUUAAUAUUCGGCGCCACUAUGAGACUCAGCAUAAAGACAAGUAUGACCACUUGAAAGGACAAAUAAGGAAAGACGAGAUAAACAAAUUGGUCACUGGUCUGAAGAAACAGCAGUCUGCUUUUACGCGCAGCCAUGAUAUUCCUGAUGGAGCUGUAAGAGCGAGCUACAUUAUUGAAUUUGUAAAAACAUGCAUGCUGAAGGCUGCAGAAGUCGUGUGCCCUGAAAAGCGACCUGCCUUUGCCAAUAUUAGUCUAACGAGGAACACUAUCGCAGAUCGGGUGACAGAACUCUCAAGUGAUUUGAGCAGCCAAACGAAAGAGAAAAUCAAGUCAUUUAUCGCAUUUUCAAUUGCAAUAGAUGAGAGCACUGAUGUCACAGAUGUGGCUCAACUGGCAAUGGAGCGCUGGAUAAGCUGUGCGUUUGAAGGCACAGGACCGUCCCGAUAA